AUGGAGGAUAAGUCGGACUCAGUCGUAAUCAUGGCAGAAUGUCUUUGCAAAGCACAUUCGUUCAGCCCCGAGGUUUCCAAAUCCAAGCUCCCGCUGGAAUGCAACGUCUGCCACUGCGACUCGUGCCGUCAUUCCACUGGAGCAUUAUACGUGGUCGAGACGACUUGGCCUCAACCGCUCGAGGAUGUCGACCUGAGCGGGCUUCACAAAUACCAGUUUUCUGACAACAUCGCGUAUCGGUUCUGCGGGACAUGCUCGACGCUGAUGUUCUAUGAGUCGCGCAAAUAUCCCAGCAAGCUGGGUACUUUUAGCGGGCCGCUGAAGAAUACAGAUUCAGAAACCAUCAGACUCGCUCGGCACAUCUAUGUUGAGGAUACCAUCGACGGCGGGGCAACAGUCUGGCUCAGGAAGCCCAAUCCCGAUGGUCAGCAGAUCCCACGUUACCUCGAGCGUUCUGGAGAAGAACUUUCAUGGGACUGGCCUCAGAUCUCGAGUUUGACGGGAUCCACAGGGAAGCAAGAACAAGCACCCAUCCCUCUCUGGUGUCACUGUAGAGAUCUCUCCAAUGUUACUCAAGGCGAUGGCGACGCGUUCCCAAAGACAAUGGCAAAGCUCAAAGCUGCUGUGGAUGUGGCCGACCCACUCAUUGGAACGCUGGCCUACUAUCAACCAACAUCGGGUGUACAGCGAUAUUGCUGCAAGGUCUGCUCUACCUCCGCUUUUCUCGCUUCUGACGAUAGGUCGGAGGCUGUAGGCGUGCCCGUCGGCCUGCUAGAGGCAUCUGAUGGAUCCAGGGCUGAGAGUUUCUUGUCCUGGGGAUUAGGGGAUACCCCGAUAGGGGUGGAUGAUACCAAAGGCGGCUGGCGAGAAGAAAUGAUAAAGCGAGUGCUUGCCGACGCGGAGAAAUUCAGGGUUGCGAGGGAUUAUCCCAGGAGCUGGAGAAGACAAUUCAGGGAGGCGAAUGCUGGGUCAUCUUGA
Messenger RNA from Diaporthe amygdali, 978 nucleotides. RefSeq lists its product as uncharacterized. The record is from RefSeq and is a predicted model, not a curated record. Gene Ontology annotation, molecular function: carbon-sulfur lyase activity. The coding region runs from base 1 to 978 and encodes 325 amino acids. Lineage: Eukaryota; Fungi; Ascomycota; Sordariomycetes; Diaporthales; Diaporthaceae. The transcript is spliced from 2 exons.